GAGGUUUCUGAUUCUCAUUAGAAAUAGUGUUCCACAUGUUAUUUUAUCUUUUCUUUUAAGUGAUGCUGAAUCAAACCUCAGUCACUGAAUUUCUCCUCCUGGGACUGACAGACAUCCAAGAAGUGCAGCCUUUUCUCUUUGUGGUUUUCCUCACCAUCUACUUUGUCAUUGUGGCUGGGAAUGGAGCUAUCCUGAUGAUUGUCAUCUCUGAUCCAAGGCUUCAUUCACCUAUGUAUUUCUUCCUGGCAAACCUCUCAUGUCUAGAUAUCUGCUACUCCACAGUGACACUGCCGAAGAUGCUAGAGAACUCCUUCUCUACACACAAAACAAUUUCUUUUGUGGGAUGCGUAAGCCAGCUUCAUUUCUUUCACUUCCUGGGCAGCACAGAGGCCACGUUGUUGGCUGUGAUGGCCUUGGACCGCUUUGUGGCUAUCUGCAGACCACUUCGUUACAAUGUCAUCAUGAAUCAUCAGCGUUGUACCCAGAUGGCUAGUACAACCUGGGUCAUUGGGUUUUUCCAUGCCCUGCUACACUCAAUAAUGACCUCUCACUUGAACUUCUGUGGUUCCAACCAAAUCCGUCACUUCUUCUGUGAUAUUAAACCAUUGCUGGAGUUGGCAUGUGGGAACAUUGAGCUCAACCAAUGGCUGCUCAAUACUGUCACGGGGGCCAUUGCCAUGGGCUUGUUUCUUCUCACAAUUCUCUCCUAUUUUUACAUUAUCACCUAUCUCAUCUUCAAGACCAAUUCUUGUAGCAUGCUUCACAGAGCAUUGUCCACCUGUGCCUCCCACUUCAUGGUAGUCAGCCUUCUCUAUGCUCCUGUUAUCUUCACCUAUAUUCGUCCUGCCACAGGCAGCUCCAUGGAUCAGGACUGGGUCAUUGCUAUCAUGUACACUGUGGUCACGCCUGUACUCAAUCUGCUGAUCUAUACUUUGAGGAACAAGGAAGUCAAGAAGGCUUUGAUCAGGGUGAUCAGAAGGAAGCUAUGACUUGAAGGACCUAGGGAACUCUUCUGUGGCAUACA
Molecule: messenger RNA, 1024 nt
Organism: Loxodonta africana (African savanna elephant)
Lineage: Eukaryota; Metazoa; Chordata; Mammalia; Proboscidea; Elephantidae
Product: olfactory receptor 12D1-like
Exons: 1
Coding region: 63-989 (308 amino acids)
Biological process (GO): G protein-coupled receptor signaling pathway
Cellular component (GO): membrane
Molecular function (GO): odorant binding; G protein-coupled receptor activity; olfactory receptor activity
Source: RefSeq, a predicted model, not a curated record